This is a messenger RNA of Xyrauchen texanus (razorback sucker), 1346 nucleotides long. RefSeq names its product eukaryotic translation initiation factor 2 subunit 1-like. Gene Ontology annotation, molecular function: ribosome binding; translation initiation factor activity; RNA binding. The record is from RefSeq and is a predicted model, not a curated record. The coding region runs from base 111 to 1058 and encodes 315 amino acids. NCBI's taxonomy places the organism in Eukaryota, Metazoa, Chordata, Actinopteri, Cypriniformes, Catostomidae. Gene Ontology annotation, cellular component: multi-eIF complex; eukaryotic translation initiation factor 2B complex; eukaryotic 48S preinitiation complex. The transcript has 8 exons.
CACUCUUUCCUGUGUAGCUUGAUAAAGGUCCUUUUAACACCCGCUGCAAUACUGUAGUUUACAGUCAUUUAAAGACUUUAAAGUCAGCCUUUUUGUGACACCUGUCAGAGAUGCCAGGCCUCAGCUGUAGGUUUUACCAGCACCGCUUCCCGGAGGUGGAGGACGUGGUGAUGGUGAACGUGCGCUCAAUAGCUGAGAUGGGUGCGUAUGUCAGUCUGCUGGAGUAUAACAACAUCGAGGGCAUGAUCCUGCUGAGCGAGCUCUCCCGCAGGCGCAUCCGCUCCAUCAACAAACUCAUCCGCAUCGGACGCAAUGAAUGCGUGGUGGUCAUCAGAGUGGACAAAGAGAAAGGAUACAUUGAUUUGUCCAAGAGAAGAGUCUCUCCGGAAGAAGCCAUCAAGUGUGAAGAUAAAUUCACCAAAUCUAAAACCGUGUACAGUAUUCUUCGGCAUGUUGCUGAAGUCUUGGAAUACACAAAGGACGAGCAGUUAGAGAGUUUGUUCCAGCGUACCGCCUGGGUGUUUGAUGAGAAGUACAAGAAACCUGGAUACGGCGCCUACGAUGUCUUCAAACAAGCUGUCUCCGAUCCCUCCAUGUUGGACGGGUUGGAUCUGACCGAGGAAGAGAGAGAUGUGCUCAUCGACAACAUCAACAGACGACUGACUCCACAGGCUGUCAAAAUAAGAGCAGACAUUGAGGUGGCUUGUUACGGAUAUGAAGGCAUCGAUGCUGUUAAAGAUGCUUUGAAGGCGGGACUUGGCUGCUCCACAGAGGCGAUGCCAAUCAAGAUAAACCUGAUAGCACCACCACGAUAUGUCAUGACGACGACGACUCUGGAGCGCACAGAAGGUCUGUCGGUGCUCAAUCAGGCCAUGGCUGCCAUAAAGGAGAGGAUCGAGGAGAAACGAGGAGUCUUCAAUGUCCAGAUGGAGCCUAAAGUGGUGACGGACACGGAUGAAACAGAACUGCAGCGGCAGCUGGAGCGUUUGGAGCGAGAGAACGCAGAGGUGGACGGAGACGAUGAUGCUGAAGAGAUGGAGGCCAAAGCAGAAGACUAAAGGAUGGGAAAACUGGACAACUCCUUCAGCAGAAAGUUGUACUUUGGAAAAUGGAUUCAUAUGGACUGAUGUACGGAAGCAAUCACACAGCCUUAAAACAAUGAAUUUGCAGCAUGUCAACAGUGACAGCGUGUUAUAGCUUCAUGUUAUGCAAAUGAUUUCCUGAACCAGUGGUGUUUCUAAAACCCGUCGUCACAUAAGCAGCUAAGAUCUUUAAUUCUUUGAAUUGUUGAAUCUGCUAAAUAAAAACUGUUUGAUAUAUUGCAUAUUAAACUCUGUAAAUUACAA